Striga asiatica is the source of this 2530-nucleotide messenger RNA. The record is from the annotation of a GenBank genome assembly. Lineage: Eukaryota; Viridiplantae; Streptophyta; Magnoliopsida; Lamiales; Orobanchaceae.
AAAAUCUGGCGUCGUCAAGGAAAAUGAAGAAACAGAGGCACCGUUAAUUGAAGUGGCUGUAAACACGCACACAGCAAACUUUUGGCCGCGAAACUGAAAGAGCGAGAAAAAAUGGAUGCUAAUGAAGCUCCUCUAUCCACAUCCCCAUCGCCGCCAUCAUCUUCUUUCAGCUUACAACGCCAUUUCUACCUGGCCGUUGAUAGACCUCAGUUCAAGAUGGACACGCUGGUUGAUCUAUUAGGCACGGCCGGGCGGCGCCCGUAUCUUCCGGUUGUUGUGUGUUGCAGCACUCGCGACGAGCUGGACGCCGUCUGCUCCAACCUCUCGAAUCUGCCUUCUUAUAUUUCUGUUUCCUCACUUUACAGUGACCUUCCGGAAGCACAUAGAGCCGAGGUCUUGGAUAAUUUUCGUCGGGCGACUGUGAGAUGGAAUAAGUUGGGAAGAGAAGACGACGCUGAUGGGGAGGUUGAAAAGGAAGAUGAACGGAAGUCGCACGUGAUUGUUGUUACGGAUGCGUGUCUUCCUCUUCUUGGUUCCGAGUCGCCUGUUAGUGCUCGCAUUUUGAUCAACUACGAGCUGCCAACUAAGAAGGAGAUCUAUGCAAGACGCAUGGCAGCCUGUUUGUCAGAAGAUGGGAUCGUGAUUAGCAUGGUUGUCGGAGGAGAAGUAAUGAUUCUUAAAACCCUUGAAGAAUGCAGUGGUCUGGUAAUAGCUGAAAUGCCGAUACAUGUAAGCUCAACAGUAAUUUCCGAACAAUUUAAGCAGUCGCUGAUCAGCUGGAUCCUAUUGACAUGUGAUGAAGUGUUCCCAUACACCCACACAAGGUCCUCUGAGGGUAGCCUUGUUGGAUUUCUGCUAAGGCAGUCAUAGGUUAGCCCCUCUCUUUGAGAUUGUCUGAAAAAAUUCUUCCCAUAAUUGGGAAUUCUCUGUGAACUUCCUACCUUUUCAAUUUCAACCGAACCGAAUCUGAUAAUACUUGUGAAAUGGAUCUUAUUUUGGGUUGUUUUCUUAUUUUUCGUUUUUGUUUUUGCACAGUAGGACGUGACACUAAGAAACCGACGACUUGAUUUUUUGAUCUCCUUUUUUAAAAAUAAGAAACAGCUUGAAUCUUUUUUGCUCGACAGUACAAUCGGUAGUAUUAAAUUAGUCGAUUUGACAAUUCAUCCGCUAUAGCUUUCACGUUAACUAUAACACGUGAAGGUUUCUGUCCGUCAUUUACCCUCCAGGGCCUUCACACCCCAGAAAUGAGGGAAUAAGACAGCACAUAUCAUGUCCGGCUUAAGGGAAAAGGGGGUCGUAAAAAAAAUGGGGUUAUUGAGAUGGGGACUGGAAAAAGAAAAAGGGUUAUUGAGAUAUGGUCCCUAUAUUUUUGUGAUGAUAUGUCUGACAAUUUUUGUAUCAUUUUGUGCCUGCCAUUAAAAGGAAACUGGCAAUGUGCCAUCCCUUUUCUGUGGCCUACCUCUGACUUUAGGCAGUGAACCUCUGAGUGAGUGAAAGAAAAUGCAUUUGAAAAUCAAUUUUCUGUUAUUUCAUUUUUUUUUUCCAUAUUUAUUAUAUCUGGUUCACUUCUUUGAGCCUGGAAUCAAGAGCAACUGAUGGCCCUACUUAUUACAUUUGCUGCAACUAAAACUUGAUGCAUUUUGGUUGUCUCAGCUUGGUAAGACAUUCUUGCCCUCUUUCUCUAUUAUGCUAUAUGAGGUUGAUAUUUGGUAAAAACAUUUUUAUUAUGUGAAUUAAUUGCAUUCUACUAACUUAACUUUUGAAAUACAUACUCUGUUCGAACGAUAUGGAAAGACAGACUAGCCAACUCAUAGUAUAAAUUUCCUAUGUGCUGCAUAUUGCAAAGUUUACAAAAGAAUAUUCUUUAGGUUGCAAAGCGCCAAAGUUUGUAAAAUAUGCAUUAGAGUUAGAUGUGCAAAAAUGUGAUUCCCAAAAUGUAGUGGGUUUGGCGAGCAAAAUCGAAUAAUCCAGGGAUAAAUUUAACUUGAGACAGCUUCUCAAUAACUUGUAGAGUUUUUAUCCAGUACAGGUAUCAAAAAUUUUCACCAGGUGCCGUAAUUUUCUAGAGCAUAAAUAUUUUUAUGCAGUGCUGUUUGUGUAAGCUGACAAAAGAGAAGGUGGGACCUUUCUUGUACUUUGUGUCAAUACAGUAGGAAAUAUUCUUGUUUCCAGGCCCAACUCACACGUGAGGUAACAAAAUUUGUCCACUUGGCAGUGCCAUGGCACGUGCAAUGCAUGCUGUUAUGCAACCACGUACAUAAGUAAAUGAGCUUCCUAUUUCCUAAGAUUUUAUAUAAGUACUUUAUUUAAAUCUACUAUUACACUUGGGCAAUUGUACUAUUACACUUGGGCAAUUGUAUUAUAUUUAAAUCUAAAUAUAAAUGUUAUGCUAUAGAAAGCAACAUUAUAAAAGUGACUUUUCGUAGAAUAAAUAUUUAUUUUUAUUACCAAAUUAUGAAGGAUCGAUUAGUUUAAUGGGAAAAUGUUACAAUCCUAUUACGGAACUAUUCCGUUGGGAUUUGUAACCGUU